This is a messenger RNA of Aureobasidium vineae, 1536 nucleotides long. The record is from the annotation of a GenBank genome assembly. NCBI's taxonomy places the organism in Eukaryota, Fungi, Ascomycota, Dothideomycetes, Dothideales, Saccotheciaceae.
AGGUGGUGUGUCAUAAUUAUGUCGUCGACUUGGAUUGAUCAAGUCAGGUCGUCACAUAACUUGCAACUAGCAGCCACAGCAGUUGCUUCUGGAUUGUUGGUUGGAAGUGCGAUUUUGGGGCUGCAGAAGGCGAAGCAACAAUAUCGCGUUUCUGAUCUCAAGAGCUCGAUUCCUGAUCUUGACAAGGACGAGAAUGUUGUUCAAAUAAACAAUUUUGGUGGUGCUGUGCAAGAUGGCUCGAAGCUGUCAAAGGAGGAUGAGAGAGGUGCUGCUCUUGCUACAAGGGCUCGCUUGGGAGACUACGAUGAAGAAUUGAUCCUGGAACAACUGGCUCGCAAUCGUGUCUUCCUCACUGAUGACGGUCUGAAGAAGCUGCGCAAUGCAUUCAUCAUCAUCGUUGGAGUCGGUGGUGUAGGUUCUCAUGCUGCAGCCGCUCUUGCCAGAUCUGGAGCUGGAAAACUACGAAUUAUCGACUUCGACCAGGUCACUCUUUCCUCUUUGAACAGACACGCCGUGGCCACCCUGGCAGACGUAGGUACGCCAAAGGUACACUGUCUCCGUAAGCGUCUCGAGCAAAUCACACCUUGGACACACUUUGAUUGCAGAAACGAACUUUUCGUCGGCUCGACGGCAGAAGCCCAACUAGCACCCUGGGCCGAUGGCCACAAGCCCGACUUUGUCAUCGACGCCAUCGACAAUAUUGACAGCAAGGUGGACCUCCUCGCCUACUGCCACAAGCACAGCAUCAAAGUCAUCUCCUCCAUGGGCGCGGGCUGCAAAUCAGACCCUACCCGUGUCUUCCUCGGCGACAUUUCCACCAGCACAGACGACCCUCUCUCGCGCUCCACACGACGAAGACUACGUGCAAAAGGCGUCAAAGAUGGCAUCCCCGUCGUCUUCUCCAGCGAGAAGACUGCACCUGGCAAAGCCCAACUGCUGCCCCUCUCUGACGAAGAACACGCAAAAGGCAGUGUCGGCGAACUCGGCGUGCUCCCAGAAUUCAGAGUCAGGAUCUUGCCCGUGCUGGGAACCAUGCCUGCAAUCUUUGGUCUCUGUGUAGCUAACCAUGUUAUGUUGGCCAUAAGCGGUUACCCACAUGAAUACUUGCCUUCGAAGUCGAGGGACAAGAUGUACGAUGGCAUUUUGGCUAGUUUGCAAGGCUCAGAGGAGCGCGUAGCUCGCCACAUGUCUCUCGACCCACUCGGCCUACGCAUCCCCAUCACGCAAGAAGACGUCGGUUACGUGGUCGAAGAAGUCUACCGUGGCCGCAGUGUCGUCAGCGGCCUAGCUAGCCGUCUCGCACUCGUGCGCUGGCGCAAGCCCGAAGGCCAAUUCAUCGAUACCAGCAUUGCCGGGCAAAAGAGCUCGAACAUUGCAGUCAAGGAUUUGGUUUGCAUGACCAAGGACGAGGUCACCCAGCAUGAGAAGUUGGUGCUCAAGGGUGACAAGACUCCUGAAGAGGUUUAUGAUACAAAAGUUAUCAAGUUGGUCGAGGAGAGAAUGAAGGAGGAGGCCAAGUAUCGUGAUUUGAGGUAG